AUGGGCAAUACAAUUUCCGACUUGAUACCCACACCACUACCCGCAAACACGAUCGCAACAUCCUACAACCGUAAUGGAAACUAUGUCGUCCAAUCAACGCUCGGCAUCGGCAUAUACGGGAUUGUGUAUCGUGUCACUCAUUCACAAUCCAACAGACUCUUUGCGAUGAAAGUGCUUCAGACCUCGACAUCAGCUCAAUUACGGCGUUUCCGUGAAGAAGCAACACUUCUGACAACCUUGUCGCAUCCCAACAUCGCUCUUCUGGAAGAUAUAGGUGGUGUGCCUGACACGAUGACUGGAAUUUGGAACGCGUGUAUCUUGACCGAACUUGCAGACUAUAAUCUGCUGAACUUUUACUCUGCCUACUCUGCGCUGGGAAUAUCUCGAUUGGAUGAAGCGCUUGCACAGACAAUCGCUCAUCAACUCCUCUUUGCAUUGACGUAUAUCCACGACCAGGGCUUUGUCCACAGAGAUUUAAAACCAGCCAACAUUCUCGUCUUUUGGACUUCGAAAUCUUCUUUUCUGUUCAAACUGGCUGACUUUGGUCUUGCUACUCAUUUUCUGGAGGACGAAUGUGUCCCUGCUCCGGUAGCACGUUACACAGCUCCCGAGCUUCUUCUUCAAGGACACGACCCACAGCAACUAUCAAAAGCAGAUGUCUGGGCUCUGGGCAUGGUGUGCAGGGACUUGUGUACGCAAGCUCUUCUUCAUCCACAUACAGAGACCAAGGCUUUGGGUUUGUGGGCAACAGAGACCAUCAAUUGGAUGUUGAGAGAGGACGUCACAAGUAGACCCACGGCAAGAGAGUGUAGGGAGGCUGUAUGGGUGAGACAGGGAGACAGGAUGCCCAGUAGUCUUUUGAACGCAUUGAGGCAAGACUUGGGGUUGCAGUCGAGCAGGAUCAGCGAUGAGAUGGAGAUGUGA
Aureobasidium melanogenum CBS 110374 is the source of this 924-nucleotide messenger RNA. RefSeq names its product kinase-like protein. Gene Ontology annotation, molecular function: ATP binding; protein serine/threonine kinase activity. The transcript has a single exon. Gene Ontology annotation, cellular component: cytoplasm; nucleus. NCBI's taxonomy places the organism in Eukaryota, Fungi, Ascomycota, Dothideomycetes, Dothideales, Saccotheciaceae. Gene Ontology annotation, biological process: protein phosphorylation; mitotic DNA damage checkpoint signaling. The record is from RefSeq and is a predicted model, not a curated record. The coding region runs from base 1 to 924 and encodes 307 amino acids.